AGUCUUCCCCUAAGAGCUCUCUGGAAAGCUGUAUUUGCUGCACGUGGAAAUCUCCGUUAUUUGCCAGCACCCAACACUAGCGUAAUGGGAAUAACGGACUUAACGUCAUUUCUCUUUCAGAGCAUUUAGCCUUCAUAUUCCCUUCCCUACAUGCUUCCCCCCAGGCCGUCACGACUUGGUAUGCUCCAAUCUCUGAGCCGCUCCCGCAGCGGAGAAGGGGCCUGGAGUUCUGCCUUGCUUCCCGGCGCGGUCGCAGUCCUCAGCCCACUCAGGAUAAUGGCGACAGCUGAGGUACUGAACAUUGGUAAAAAAUUGUAUGAAGGUAAAACAAAAGAAGUCUACGAAUUGUUAGACAGCCCAGGAAAAGUCCUCCUGCAGUCCAAGGACCAGAUUACAGCAGGAAAUGCAGCUAGAAAGAAUCACCUGGAAGGAAAAGCUGCAAUCUCAAAUAAAAUCACGAGUUGUAUUUUUCAGUUGUUACAGGAAGCAGGUAUUAAAACUGCCUUCACCAGAAAAUGUGGGGAGACAGCUUUCAUUGCACCCCAGUGUGAAAUGAUUCCAAUUGAAUGGGUUUGCAGAAGAAUAGCAACUGGUUCUUUUCUCAAAAGAAAUCCUGGUGUCAAGGAAGGAUAUAAGUUUUACCCACCUAAAGUGGAGUUGUUUUUCAAGGAUGAUGCCAAUAAUGACCCACAGUGGUCUGAGGAACAGCUGAUUGCUGCAAAACUUUGCUUCGCUGGACUUCUUAUAGGCCAAACUGAAGUGGAUAUCAUGAGUCAUGCUACACAGGCUAUAUUUGAAAUACUGGAGAAAUCCUGGUUGCCCCAGAAUUGUACACUGGUUGAUAUGAAGAUUGAAUUUGGUGUUGAUGUAACCACCAAAGAAAUUGUUCUUGCUGAUGUUAUUGACAAUGAUUCCUGGAGACUCUGGCCAUCAGGUGAUCGAAGCCAACAGAAAGACAAACAGUCUUAUCGGGACCUCAAAGAAGUAACUCCUGAAGGGCUCCAAAUGGUAAAGAAAAACUUUGAGUGGGUUGCAGAGAAAGUAGAGUUGCUUUUGAAAUCAGAAAGUCAGUGCAGGGUUGUAGUGUUGAUGGGCUCUACUUCUGAUCUUGGUCACUGUGAAAAAAUCAAGAAGGCCUGUGGAAAUUUUGGCAUUCCAUGUGAACUUCGAGUAGCAUCUGCGCAUAAAGGACCAGAUGAAACCCUGAGGAUUAAAGCUGAGUAUGAAGGGGAUGGCAUUCCUACUGUAUUUGUGGCAGUGGCAGGCAGAAGUAAUGGUUUGGGACCAGUGAUGUCUGGGAACACUGCAUAUCCAGUUAUCAGCUGUCCUCCCCUCACACCAGACUGGGGAGCUCAGGAUGUGUGGUCUUCUCUUCGACUGCCCAGUGAUGGAGUCAGGCUCUGUUGCCCAGGCUGGAGUGCAAUGGCACAAUCUCAGCUUUACUGCAGCCUCCGUCUCCCAGGUUCAAGCAGUUCUGGUGCCUCAACCUCCCAAGUACCUGGGAUUAUAGGUCUUGGCUGUUCAACCAUACUUUCUCCAGAAGGAUCAGCUCAAUUUGCUGCUCAGAUAUUUGGAUUAAACAACCAUUUGGUAUGGAGCAAACUGCGAGCAAGCAUUUUGAAUACAUGGAUUUCCUUGAAGCAGGCUGACAAGAAAAUCAGAGAAUGCCAUUGAAUUUUUUAGGGGAAAAACUACAAAGUUCUAAUUUAGCUGAAGGAAAAUCAAGCAAAAUGAAAAGGUAAUUUUAAAUUAGAGAACACAAAAUGUAUUAGUGAAUAAAUGCUUUUCUAGAUCCAUAUUAAUAAAUAUGAACACCUAACCUCUCCUUUCUUAGGUUAGACACCAAGAUAUUUCAGCCAGCCUUUAUCAUUCCUCUUAUUUUAUCCUUUUUUCCUUAAGUAUUGGUGGUCACUACUAUUGAGUUUCUUCCUUAACACUGAUUGAAUAAUCUUAACUCCCUCAGCUAAAACUGGCAUUACUGGCUCCCAGCUAUGUUUUUCCAGACUUGUAUUUUCUUUUUUUUUUUUUUUGUUUCCCGAGACAGGGUCUUACUGUUGCCCAGGCUGGAGUGCAGUGGCGUGAUCUCAGUUCACUGCUGCCUUCCCUCCUGGGCUCAAGCAGUUCUCCCACCUCAGCCUCUCGAGUAACAAAGAUUAUAAUCUUGCAGCUCCAUGCCGAGCUAAUUCUAUUUUUUGUAGAGAUGGGGUCUCACUAUGUCACCCAGGUUGGUCUCAAACUCCUGGACCCAAGUAAUUCUCCUACCUCAGCCUCCCAAAAUGCUAGGGUUACAGGCAUGAGCCACUGUGCCUAGCUAGACUUAUACUUUCAACUGUCCAUUUCUCCCUGUACCUCCCAUGGGCACUCUCAUAAAAAACAGAAUGCUCCCAACUUUAUUCAUCUUCCAAGCCUGAAACUCUUGGUAUGCUCACUGCUGCCAAGUCAGAAGCUUGAUUUCAUCAUUGAUGUUUUUUUCACAUUUCACAUCUCACUCAUCAAGUCAUGUUGGUGUUAAUUUCUAAUUAACCCUUGAAAUUGCCGUCUUCUCAUCCUCUGUACAAAAGCCUCAAGUGAGGGUCAAAUUCAACAUUUUCCUGAUCUAGACAGUCCCCAUUCUCAAUCCACCCUUUUCCAAGUUGAUUGCCCAAGGACUUCUAACAUAAUAAACUCUUUUGCACCACAGACUUCUUUGGAAAUAUAUAUGCUGUUGACCCUCUCUGUAGAAAACUGCACACAUAAAACUUACCAACAGAUGUCAUUGGUUCUUGGGUCCUCCCGAAGCCUAUCCAUGGUUUAUAGAUUAAGAAUUGACGAGGUAGCUGGGCGCAGUGGCUCACACCUAUGAUGACAGCACUUUGGGAGGCUGAAGCAAGCAGAUCACUUGAGGUCAGGAGUUUGAGACCAGCCUGGCCAACAUGGUGAAACCCUGUCUCUAUUAAAAAUACAAAAAUUAGCCAGCCGUGAUGGCGGGCACCUGUAAUCUCAGCUACUCGGGAAGCUGAAGCAUGAGAAUUGCUUGAACCCGGGAGGCGGAGGUUGCAGUGAGCCUAGAUCACGCCACUGCACUCCAACCUGGGCAACAGAGCGAGACUCCGUCUCAAAAGGGAAAAAAAAAAUUGCUGAUGUGACCCAUGAAGGGAAGUCAUUUUCCUCGUAAUUUCUGGACUGCCACACAUAGGUAUCUUUAGUUCUUCGAAGGCCCACAUUUUUAUCAUUUAAGACCUAUUUGUUACUAAGUAGAGCUUUAUCUUCAAUGUCUCCAUGAAACCUUCUGUAACCACAGUGACUACAAGUAGUUCUUUCUCUAUUGAAUUGUAGGUCCAGAAUAGAAGAUGUCAUUGUAUACUUUACUUCCCUCACACUGUGUUACACUCUGAUGUGCUAUGCUUAGCUAUCUGCCAGAGAUUAGUAAAUUAUAAAACUCAUGUGUACUACUUAAGUUUGUAUCUUAUGCUAGUUUAUAAGAACAAUUAAAAGGACUUAGAAGAUUAA
Molecule: messenger RNA, 3489 nt
Organism: Mandrillus leucophaeus (drill)
Lineage: Eukaryota; Metazoa; Chordata; Mammalia; Primates; Cercopithecidae
Gene: PAICS
Product: phosphoribosylaminoimidazole carboxylase, phosphoribosylaminoimidazole succinocarboxamide synthetase
Exons: 11
Coding region: 151-1674 (507 amino acids)
Biological process (GO): 'de novo' IMP biosynthetic process
Molecular function (GO): phosphoribosylaminoimidazolesuccinocarboxamide synthase activity
Source: RefSeq, a predicted model, not a curated record